Tachyglossus aculeatus (Australian echidna) is the source of this 2251-nucleotide messenger RNA. RefSeq names its product guanylate cyclase soluble subunit beta-2-like. The transcript is spliced from 14 exons. Gene Ontology annotation, cellular component: guanylate cyclase complex, soluble. Gene Ontology annotation, molecular function: guanylate cyclase activity; heme binding. Bases 16 to 2142 code for a protein of 708 amino acids. Lineage: Eukaryota; Metazoa; Chordata; Mammalia; Monotremata; Tachyglossidae. Gene Ontology annotation, biological process: cGMP biosynthetic process; response to oxygen levels. The record is from RefSeq and is a predicted model, not a curated record.
GUCCAAGAUACCUUCAUGACAUACACAGUGUAUGAUGACCUAAUCACCAUUAAGCUGAUCCAAGAAGCCUGCAAACUUUUGGGUAUCUCCAAAGAAGCAAUUUUGAAACUCUUUGGUGAGCACUUCUUCAAGUUCUGCAAGAUGUCUGGCUAUGACAGGAUGUUACGGACCCUGGGAGGAAAUCUGAUGGAGUUCAUCGAAAACUUAGAUGCCCUUCACAGUUACCUUGCUCUCUCCUAUCAGGAAAUGAACGCCCCAUCAUUUCGUGUGGAGAAAGGGUCAGACGGGAUAAUCCUCCUUCACUACUACUCUGAUCGGAGCGGGCUCUGCCACAUCGUGCCAGGUAUCAUAGAGGCUGUUGCUAAAGACUUCUUUGACACUGAUGUGACCAUGGAUAUUCUUGAUAAAAAUGAAGAAGAGGAAAGGACUGGGAAGAAGGAGCAUGUUGUGUUUCUUGUUCAUCAGAAAGCUCGAGGAGGGAAGAAAAGAGAAAAGCAGAAAAUAGCUCCAAAAGGCCAAGACCUCCAGAAGGACCAAGAGGCACUGGAAGCUGCUUUGCAGAAAAUGAAGGAGAAAUAUUUGACCCUAGCCCAUUGCCCAGCGAAGAAAUCCCGCUGGGACACUGUGAGAAGUGUUGUCAUAUUUGGAAAAGGGAACCUACUGAGGACUUUUGAACCAGUUUUUCCAGAAAGGCUUUGGGUGGAAGAGCGAAUAUUCUGCAAUGCUUUUCCCUUCCACCUCGUGUUUGAUGAAGCACUUAGGGUCAAACAAGCGGGAGUGAACAUCCAAAAAUACGUCCCAGGACUCCAAACCCAAGGCAUUCGCGUAGACCAGUAUUUCUCCAUCAUUCACCCCCAAGUCCCCUUCACUAUUGUCAGCAUCUGCAAAUUCAUCAAUAGUCCGUUUGUGCUUGGAACACGAAGAGAAAUGAUGCCAGAAGCAUGGAAAAACCAACCUUCCCUCAAGCUCAGAGGCCAGAUGAUGUGGAUGGAAUCCAUGCGGUGCAUGAUCUAUCUGUGCUCCCCCAAGCUCCGCAGCCUGCAGGAACUGGAGGAACGCAAGAUGCACAUUUCCGACAUCGCCCAGCACGACUCCACCAGGGAUCUCAUCCUCCUGAACCAGCAGAGGCUGGCCGAGAUAGAGCUGUCCAACCAGCUGGAGAGGAAGAAGGAGGAGCUCCGGGUCCUCUCCAAACACCUGGCCCUGGAGAAGAAGAAAACAGAGACAUUGCUGUAUGCCAUGCUCCCCAAACACGUAGCCAAUCAGCUGAAGGAAGGCAAAAGGGUGGCAGCAGGGGAAUUUCAAACCUGCACGAUUCUUUUCAGUGAUGUAGUGACCUUUACCAACAUAUGCGCUGCCUGUGAGCCCAUCCAAAUAGUAAAUAUGCUGAAUGCCAUGUACUCAAGAUUUGACCGGCUAACCAACGUUCACGAUGUCUACAAAGUGGAAACAAUAGGCGAUGCCUACAUGGUGGUAGGAGGUGUGCCAGUGCCUAGGGAAAGCCAUGCUCAGAGAGUGGCCAAUUUUGCCCUGGGAAUGCAAAUUUCUGCAAGAGACGUGGUGAAUCCUGUCACCGGAGAGCCCAUUCAGAUAAGGGUGGGGAUCCACACAGGACCGGUGUUGGCCGGAGUCGUUGGAGACAAGAUGCCCCGCUACUGCUUGUUUGGUGACACUGUGAACACAGCUUCCAGGAUGGAAAGUCACGGGCUUCCCAGUAAAGUGCACCUCAGUCCAACUGCAUUCCGAGCCCUAGAAAACCAAGGAUUUGAGAUCAUUGAAAGGGGAGAAAUUGAUGUGAAAGGUAAAGGAAAGAUGACCACGUAUUUUCUACUCCGGAAUUUGUAUGCUACAGAGAAUGAGAUCAUGGGGAAGUCAGAAAAUUCUUCUGAUAAUAAAGCAGAAGCAAAUGCUCUGGAAAAUCAAGACCGCAAGAGAGUUGCUGUUAUGAAGUACGCUGACAGCCAGCAGCUGCUCCCCAGCAGUGCUAUAGCAUGUGCCUCUGACAGAUCAACAAGUGAGUGCAGUCAAGUCAAUGAAAAGACCUGGAAGGAGAAGACUGAUGCACACCAGCCUUCUGAUCAGACAAAGACAAAUCUCUUUACUGAUGACAACAUGCAGUCGAGUUUAUGUGUUUUGUUGUAAUAAGGAGAAAAAUGAACCUGAAAACUCAAAACUUUUUUUUUCCCUAUUAGGUAUUUUGGCUAUUUUCACCUGUCACUUUCUUCAGGUGUUCUGUGGAAAUGAAGCUUGA